Asterias rubens (European starfish) is the source of this 867-nucleotide messenger RNA. RefSeq names its product gastrin/cholecystokinin type B receptor-like. Gene Ontology annotation, biological process: neuropeptide signaling pathway. The coding region runs from base 1 to 867 and encodes 288 amino acids. The transcript has a single exon. The record is from RefSeq and is a predicted model, not a curated record. Gene Ontology annotation, molecular function: neuropeptide receptor activity. Gene Ontology annotation, cellular component: membrane. Lineage: Eukaryota; Metazoa; Echinodermata; Asteroidea; Forcipulatida; Asteriidae.
AUGAUAACGGCAGUGAUUGCAGUAGAUCGCUACGACUGCGUCUGCCGUCCACAUCGGCGGUUCUUCACGCACAGACGGGGUAAGAUAGCAGCCUGGGCAUCGUUCUUGUUCUCAGUUCUGAUAAAUAUUCCACAGUAUAUAGGAGUAUUCUCAUCCAUUCCUAUAUUGCCCAUACUGAGAUUGGCAUGUCAUGCUAUAAUCUGUGUAACUACGCUCGUGAUGGUCGCCGUGUUCUACAGCUUAGUUUACAAAGCAAUCAGGCAACAUGUGAAAGUUGGGGCCAGUUCGUUGAAAACCCGUCGCAAUGACUGUUUGACAAUUUGCCCUGCUAAUGUUGUAGCCCUGGGACCUAGCUCAAUCAAUGAUGGAUCAAAACCAAACACUUCUAAGGUUCGGAAGGAAGUCUGGGUUGCAUCUGUACCAACUCAAGCUGCUAGUCUUCAUGGAAAAACCGUUCAAGAUCAAAGCUUCAGCAUAUAUUCCACAUCAUCGGCAAAGCAACCUCUUGCAACGGAUCUACAUAAACCAACUUCUUUGGCCACCGAGCCAGGGUUGGAGGCAAACCGUAAAAGAAUACACCCCAAACACCCAUCCCACUUUAGCCAACUUCAGCGUAAGACAACGAAUAUGCUCUUUGUGGCUAGCGUUGUCUUCUUCGUCACAUGGAUGCCAUAUUGGACCUCCAUCUUUUUAGGUCUCUCAGUACAGAGUGGCUUGAACAUUGGGCCCUUAGUCCUUCAAGUAUUAUCUGAAAUACAUCUCAUGUUAUACAUUAACCACGUCGUGAACCCAUUCAUCUAUGGAGUUGCAAACAGACGGUUCAGGAAAGACUGCAGAGAAGUGAUUCGCAAAUUCAAACUCUGUUAA